AUGGCGUCUCCUUUGGGUCUUUCGAGGCCAGUGGACCGGCAUAUAGAGGACAAAAUACUCCGGGGUGAGUACGUUGAUAUUGCCUUACUCUUACCUGACAACUUGUACCAGUCCCAGACCCCUGAAAUCCAGCUCCGCUUAGACGAUUCGUCUUCAAGUCCCAUGGGUUCCUUGGUCACCGUGGUUAGGAAAAGAAAACCCGUUAUAGACUCAUUUCAGAAGUGGCUGGAGGCCUACAUGGUGUACAUAUUGAUAAUUUUCGAAAGCUGUCGUUUCUCACGGGCGCCUUUAGUUAACGUUGUACCUGUUGUCGCUCCCAGGUUUCACCCUACGCCUGUUUUCGUCGGGAAAAUCAUGUUUUUUGGGACACUUGUAUUCAUGUUAUUCUUAGCGGCGAAGAUAAAGGCAGAAGAAAAAGGAGUUUACUUUAAAAUCGAAGAAAAAGCUCUUUUAUUUGGUGGAAACACUAUUUCGAAUGAAAAGGCUGAUUCUUUGCUGUCCUGUUCACAAAUCUGCGCCAGGCGAGCUGCUUGUAAAAGUGCAAAUUUCAUAGCAAGUCAAAGAACUUGCUCCCUUCACAGUGAGGAACAAACAAAUCAACCCAAAAACCUUUUAAAGGGAGAUGGUUCUUUCUAUUUGGAAAAGGUGGAUUUUCCGGGAAUUCUGGGUACAACUCAAUCUUCAGCAGUCCUCUCGUGCCAGACCCUCCGUAGCCGAUCUCCUUCUUCUCCCUCAGGUGUUUAUUGGAUUGAUCCAGACGGUGAGUCCCAGGAAAACGCGUUCAAGGCUUACUGUGACAUGAAAACCGAUGGAGGAGGAUGGACACUAGUUUGGAGCUAUACAUUCCUAAAUUACAACAAUUUCGCGAGUCACUCGAACGCAAUCACGCCAAGACCCAAUUGGCAAGUAGACCCGAACGUGGAUGUUGCCAUCUCGACAACUCCUCCAUUGAACGAAACAGACUACAACGCCAUAAACUUCUCGCUGUGGAAACAACUUGGCAGACAGGUCCUCAUCAAGAGCAACAUAAACAACUGGUUGAUAUGCCAUCCCGGAAGUGGAAGUUUGGUUGAUUGGCAAGGAGGAAGCGUCAGUUGUCAGAUUGUAAAACACGUGACAGCCACGUGUAAAGAUAAAUUGGCACCUGGCAAAUUUUCGCCGAGUCAGGGUUAUGGACCGAUGUUCUACACCAGCACUUUUUUUGGUGGCACCUAUUACUACUUCGAUGGUUACACAGUGCAAAACUGGCCUACCCAUGAUCCUUGCGGCACAAAUCAACCCAACCAAGAAAAUCAUGUGGUUAACCCACAUGGAAACAUCUUCAUUCGAAACGCAGUUAAUUAAAAAGCAUUAACAAUAAGAAUGACGCAAGUUUGCAUCUAUGUAAAUAAGCAAAGUAAGCAAAUAAUCCGGUAAAAUAUUUUAGACUGCAUUGAGAGAACUUAUCAAAACUUAAAGGUCAUAGAUCAGCCUACUUUCGAUUCUGCAGCUAUUUAAUUUAGCAAUUUUAUGUUUUUACUUACUUAUCAUUAACAAUUUAAUUACAUGGAAAAAAUUACUGCUGACGAGUGUCGUUAUUCGUUUAACUGGUAAGCAAAGUUGUUUGAAGACAUUAUAACUGAACUGAGGUUUGAAAACAAGAGCAGGGGCUUUCUUGUAAAGAAAAGAUUAAAUCUAUUUGAAUUCCUUUAUGAGAGCAAUGUCAUUUUCUUACAGUGUUCAAUGAUUUGAGGCUUUAUCAAACAUACUUUAUAACAAUGUAUUCGGGGGUAUCCGCUUUCCUCACAAAUCUGAGUGGGUCUUAUGUGACGUUUUAAACUAAAGUUCUUUUGCGAACGUUCCGACUCAACCUCUUGACAAAAACAA
Orbicella faveolata is the source of this 1866-nucleotide messenger RNA. RefSeq lists its product as uncharacterized. Lineage: Eukaryota; Metazoa; Cnidaria; Anthozoa; Scleractinia; Merulinidae. Gene Ontology annotation, molecular function: oligosaccharide binding; extracellular matrix structural constituent. The record is from RefSeq and is a predicted model, not a curated record.